Molecule: messenger RNA, 459 nt
Organism: Ilex paraguariensis (yerba mate)
Lineage: Eukaryota; Viridiplantae; Streptophyta; Magnoliopsida; Aquifoliales; Aquifoliaceae
Source: the annotation of a GenBank genome assembly
AUGCUCCCUCUCAUGGUGAUACCUAUAACUCACAAGACGAGCUCUAUUACCUUUGCCGUAGUGGAAGAGGACUCCCUCAUAUGGGAUCAUGCUCUGGCGGCAUCCAAAAUGUUGGGCAUCUUGUCUAGUUGGACAUUGCUAAGUCGUUUGAGCUCAGCGCAAAUGAUGAAGUUGGCCAUGCUCUUCAUGGCUGGUGUCCAUAUCCGAGCUCUAUUAGGUCUAGCUUUAAAUUCUAAGAAGGUGGCCACUAGACUUGUGAAUGCCAAGUGGAAAUUGGAAGAUCAGGCUUCCCAGAUCGAAUCCUUAAGGAUAUUUGAGAAAUCUUUGGUGGAUGAGUUGAAGCAGAAAAAGGCUGAGCUGAGUGCUUUGGUCAGCAUAGCCAACAUCAACAAGGCUGAAAAGGAGAAAACCGAGAAGGAGAGGGAUAAGGCCACCUGGGUGUCCAUCGAGCUAAAAUAG